AUGGAUCUCGCAUAUGACCAUAUUCAAGAGGAAGCCUACAUCAAGAAUACCGACGAGCCUGGAGAGAGUUCGAAGCAGGAAGAUGCACAAACUUCCCUAAACAGCGACAUCCAGGAAGCUUACAAGGCAUUCUCGGCGAGUCCGUGGGGCGCCAAGAUCGGAGGCUUCUUUGGAAAUGUAAUCAAGCAGGGCGAAUCCGUCUACACUCAAGCUUCCAAGGAGAUUGCAGAGGUCGGGGAAGAUGCACAGAAGGGAUUUACCAGUCUGCGAGAAACUAUCGCAAAUCGAACCCGCUCGCUUUCCCUUACCACCAUCAUCCCCGACUUGUCCAACGCCGACGCCGACGAUAGCCAGAGGACCCCGACCAAUGCAACGACUCCAGCGGCUGGAGAUGGCACCUCCACCCAAGACUCCGAAACUGUGCUGUCACGCCUAAGAACCGAGGCCGCAAAGCGCUUGAAGGACUUGCAGCAAGCCGAGGAUGCCGCCGACGAAGCUCUACUCAGAUUCGGAAGCAAUAUUCGGGACUUUUUACGAGAUGCGAUUAGCGUCGCGCCUCCGGAUGAAUCAUCCGAGGGUAGCCAAGUCAUGUUUGAGAGCAAGGAUGCUCAAGGAAAGAGAGUGAUCCAUACUUCAAGAUUCGAGGCACAGCUGCACGUCAUCCACACGUCGCCGGAGAGCUUCACCAAGGACCCGUCUGCCACGGAAUACGAACAAUGGACCAAAGGUUUUGAUAUUGACAAGCAGACGGAUGAAAUCAGCGGCGACCUGGCAAAAUACCCCGAAUUGCGAGCGACUAUGGAGAAGCUAGUUCCUGACCAAAUUCCUUAUGCCGACUUCUGGAAGAGAUACUAUUUCUUGCGCCAUGGCAUUGAGACCGCUGAGUCACGACGACGGGAUCUUCUCAAAGCUGCGUCUACGGAAGAUGAGGUUGGCUGGGAUGAUGACUCGGAGGAGGAAGAGGAAGAGGAAGAGGAAGAGGAUGACUCCGAGGACGACUCGGAGGAGGACGAAAAGUCAACAAAGCCCACUCCUGCUGAGAAAUCCGCCACUCCCGAUGCCAAGGGAAAGAAGCCCGACUCUAUUGCUUCAUCAACCACGAUCCAGGCCAAAGACACAAAGCCCGAUGAGUCCAGGAAAUCCAAUGAUGAAAAGUCCGAGGCGGAAACUGAUGCUAGCUAUGAUGUUGUUGGAGCGGCCUCGGGAAAAACGAGCCAGCUACCUAGUCAGACACCAAACAGCCCAAAGGAGCCCAAGAAAAAAGGGGAGAACGGCAGUGACGAGGAUGACAGUGACGAGGAUUGGGAGUAAUUUUGCACCACGUUUACUCUGUGCGUCUUCGGGUAUAAUUUGUUUCUUAGAGCUUGGGCAGUUUGGCGUUUGGAAUUGCUAUCGCCUCUUCAGCAAGUCGAGUCGUCGCAGCGGCGUGUAUUUUGUGUUUUGGAUUAUGCCGAUUUGGAUGCUCCCCCACAGCGAUAGCUUGCUCCCCCCAUGUUUUCUGUGCUAUUCAAGGUUUACCUCUUCUUCUUGGUGACCUUGAUGAAGCCGUCCUCGUCAAUCUCAGGAGCAGGCUUUUCCUUGGGGACGGGUGCCAGAGGUGGCGCCUCGUCCAUGUCCACAUCGCCUUCGUUGUCCUCAUCGUCCUCGCCACUGUCGCCAGACUCCCAGUCGGUAUCCUGGUCCUGGUCCUCGGCUUGCUUGAACAUCUGAUCCACCUUGGUGCCCUUGCGAUUCGCGAACCGCUCGCUCAGCUUCUUGACCUCGUCAUUGAAUUCGCCGAUGGCGCAUUCGGAUCUCGCUUUGACAAUGGAUCUAGCAACAUCCAAAGCAGAAUCGUCGUCGAUGUUGACCUCAAACUCGUCGAUCAUUACUUGUAGCAGCACCGUCUCGACAUCUUCCAUAUCUGGCUCCUCAGCGGCGCUGGUCUUUGCAGUCUCUCCGGGCUGCGCAUCGGCAAAUUCUGAAAACAGAUCGACGACGGCACCUGCAAACCAGUCCCGUUUGUCUGCAGAGUCGGGUCCUCCCCAGUUAUUCUGCACCGCGAGGGUCAGGGCCGGCCAUAGGUGCAGGGCGCAUGCCACUGCUUGUUCGAAGUUGGACUGUCGGAGUGCUGUAGUAUGCAGAGUUAAUAUACCAAUGUCCCAUG
Molecule: messenger RNA, 2146 nt
Organism: Trichoderma virens Gv29-8
Lineage: Eukaryota; Fungi; Ascomycota; Sordariomycetes; Hypocreales; Hypocreaceae
Exons: 3
Coding region: 1-1311 (436 amino acids)
Cellular component (GO): cytoplasm
Source: RefSeq, a predicted model, not a curated record